AUGAAUAGUUUAUUAUCAAAUUAUUUUGAAUCUUCUGAAACCAAUGGAAAAGAUGAAAUAACUCAACUUGAUAAUGAAAUUAACUAUUAUGGAUUGCAGUGUGUCGCUGAACAAACUCCAUUUGAGGUUAAUAUGAAAGGAAAUGUUGUUGAGUUCUCAGUUAGUGUUUUACCUCAAUAUGCUGGUAAAUUAUAUAUUUCUUUAACUCUUUACAACCAAAAAGAGGCUAUUCAAAAUUAUCCUACAUUCAGUUGUUUGUCUGAAGGAAAAACAAAGUCUUCAUUUGAACUUCAACAAAAAGGAUAUUAUCAAAUUCAUUUAAAGAAAGGAACAGAAAAUGUCAAAUCAAUAAAAAUUCAAUUUUCACUUCAACAACUUUAUUUACAAGUUGUUAAUUAUAACUCUCUUUUCAUAAAAUUGAAUGAACGUUCACAUAAAGGAGACACUAUAGUGAUUACACAACAACCAUCACCUAAGUUAAAAGAACGCAUUGAACAAACACAUGAAAAAUUAUAUCAAUACACUUUAGAAGACGGUGUUAUUUUAUAUCAUAUUAAUUUACCUAAUACUAUCAAUAACAAACAUAGUCUUUGGUGUUGUUUCUAUUACUCAACAAAUAAGAUAUCAGGCUCACCAAUUGUGCUUGCAUUUAGUUAUUUCCAAGUCCCAUUCCAUUAG
This is a messenger RNA of Entamoeba nuttalli P19, 678 nucleotides long. RefSeq lists its product as hypothetical. The record is from RefSeq and is a predicted model, not a curated record. Bases 1 to 678 code for a protein of 225 amino acids. The transcript has a single exon. NCBI's taxonomy places the organism in Eukaryota, Evosea, Mastigamoebida, Endamoebidae.